Python bivittatus (Burmese python) is the source of this 1646-nucleotide messenger RNA. The record is from RefSeq and is a predicted model, not a curated record. Lineage: Eukaryota; Metazoa; Chordata; Lepidosauria; Squamata; Pythonidae.
UAAGGAUCAGAGACACAAAAGAGAUGACAUGAAGGAGAUGACCAUCAGCAAAGAGAAGUUCAGCUCAGCCCAGCAGCAGGGGGAAAAGUAUUAGCGUGCUGAAAAGGCUGCACGCUUCUUCAGAUACCGGAGUUGGUCUUCCUAUGGCCUGUCCGUGCAGUUUGAUUUUCUAACGGUCAAUGCAGCUCACCUUAUUUGUGCACACCAGCAGCUGAUGUUACAAGAGAAUAAAGCUCCUUGCAGAAAACACAAACCCAGUGGGGUUGCACACUGCGCUGUGCGACGCGUACUUUGCUUCGGCUUAACUUGUGGUAUCAUGCAGUGUUCGAAGGAACAGUACUGGGAUGGGCUUCUGGGGAACUGUGUGUCCUGCAAGUUUGCUUGCCAGCCACUCAAAUUAAAGGGAUGCGCCGAUGUCUGCAACUCCUUAGAGUGCAGCAAGCAAGAGGGCUCUUACUACGACAAGCUCCUGAGAGAAUGCAUCAAAUGCUCCACAAUCUGUGGACAACACCCCAGAGAAUGUAUGCCUUUCUGCAGAAAGAUCCUUGCAACCUCUUUACCAACACCGGCUGCUCUCCAGCCUGUUCAGCACAAACUGGAGGCCACGUACGACCAACAGAUGAUUCUCUACAUGGUCCUGGGUCUCUCUCUCUGCAUUCUGCUCUUCUCCUUGCUGUUGACUUGGAUUUACUUUCGAAAAAAGAUGGAUGAGAUAUCCUGGAAAGCCAGCCCAGUGGCUUGCCAUAAAAAGGGAGAUCGACCAAAAGAUCCUCUCAUGGAAGCAGGAAGCCUUGGAAGCGAAUCCAGAGGCAGCCAAACUCCAGAGCCUGUGGAAACGUGCGGCUUCUGCUUUCCCGAAGUGAGUCCUGCCGUCCAGGAGACCCGAGCAUGCCCUAGGACGUAUCAGCUAGGGAUGCUGGCUGACGCUGCUGCUGCUGGAGGAACUAUUCCUACCUCCGGAGACUGCCAUUUCCAAAUUAUAUGUUCUCCCUCCCAAGAAAAGAUGCAGAUGACCUAAGCAAUCGACAGUGGGAUACUGCAGGAGCGUGACCCUCCCGUAAGAAAGCUGCUUGAAUUGUUGAGGUCCUUCCCCUACGCACAGGGGAGUAUUUUGUCCUAGGUUAACAGGAAUAGAUCUUACUUUAAGCAAUCAGAAGCAUCUGGUAGGUAAUUGCUUCCUAUCGCCAUUUCAGAUUGCAGAUAGGUCUUCAUUCUCCUCCCUGAAAAGAAUGCCUUGCUAAUAGCCAGCUAGCACUUCAAAGAUAACAUUUCCAUAGUCCAGUCCAGGAAAAGGCAACCUCACGGCCUCCAAAUGUUUUUGGACCAGGCUCUCACAACCCUUUGACGUUGGCUACGUUCAAAAUAUUUGAAAGCGCAAGGAGGCCUCGUGUUUAUUUAUUUAUACACCAGCGGCUUGCAUUAACAUUUUCACUGGCCUGGGAAGGACUAGUUUCUAUUCACACUGAACCGCAAACCCAGAAGUAAACCCCAUUUGUGGCUCCUCUUCUGAAAAGAAGUGGAAAGCAACUGAGGAAAACAAGGAUCUUUGGAAGUCCCAGCUGCUCAGGGGAACCAGCACAAGAGCACUUGAAGGAAAUGUCCAAGUUUCAAGGGAACAGAAUUUGAAAACAAUAAAGUUACUUUUC